GGCGCCAUUUUGAAUUGGCUGAGGGUCGGAGGCGGCGGCUGCCGAGCAGGGUUCCGCGUCCCCCGAGGGAGAAGCCGCGAGGAAGGAGCGGACAUGGCCGCGAAUAGGAACUUGAAGCAAGUGCGGAUCGAAAACAGCUCCCCGGCGGUGCCGCUGGGCAUGGUGGGGGGCGGCGGCGGCGGCAACCUGAAAGGAUUGCGCGGCCUAGAAGCGGAGAGUGAGGCGGCGGCGGCCAUGGCUCUGGUGCCGAGCAAAGAAGGCGGCGGAGAUGAGGAGCGGGAGGUUGGGUUCACCAUCGAUAUCAAGAGCUUUCUCAAACCUGGCGAGAAGAGCUACACGCAGCGUUGCCGGCUGUUCGUGGGGAAUCUGCCUACUGAUAUCACCGAGGAGGAUUUCAAGCGCCUUUUCGAGCGCUACGGGGAGCCCAGCGAGGUCUUCAUCAAUCGGGACCGCGGCUUCGGCUUCAUCCGCCUGGAAUCUAGGACCUUGGCUGAAAUAGCAAAGGCAGAACUUGAUGGUACUAUUUUGAAGAGCAGACCGCUUCGAAUUCGAUUUGCUACCCAUGGAGCUGCCUUAACUGUGAAGAAUCUGUCGCCUGUGGUUUCCAAUGAGCUGCUGGAACAAGCAUUCUCGCAAUUCGGGCCGGUGGAAAGAGCGGUUGUUGUAGUCGAUGAUCGAGGCAGAGCUACAGGGAAAGGUUUUGUAGAGUUUGCAGCAAAACCUCCGGCACGGAAAGCUCUAGAGAGAUGCAGUGAUGGGGCAUUCUUGCUUACAACAACACCCCGACCUGUUGUUGUAGAACCAAUGGAGCAAUUUGAUGAUGAGGAUGGACUCCCUGAGAAGCUAAUGCAAAAAACACAACAGUACCACAAGGAAAGAGAACAGCCUCCACGCUUUGCUCAGCCUGGAACAUUUGAGUUUGAGUAUGCUUCACGGUGGAAGGCUCUUGAUGAGAUGGAAAAGCAGCAGCGGGAACAGGUUGACAGGAACAUUAGAGAAGCCAAAGAGAAACUUGAGGCAGAAAUGGAAGCAGCUAGACAUGAGCAUCAGCUAAUGCUGAUGAGGCAAGAUCUCAUGCGUCGUCAGGAAGAAUUGAGGCGCUUGGAAGAGCUUCGAAACCAAGAACUUCAAAAACGCAAGCAGAUACAGCUGAGGCACGAAGAAGAGCACAGACGUCGGGAGGAGGAGAUGCUACGCCAGAGGGAACAGGAGGAAUUGCGACGACAGCAGGAGGGAGGAUUUAAGCCAAAUUUCAUGGACAAUAGAGAACAGGAAAUGAGAAUGGGUGAUAUGGGUCCUCGUGGAGCAAUAAACAUGGGAGAUGCGUUUAGCCCAGCACCUGCUGGUAACCAAGGCCCUCCUCCAAUGAUGGGUAUGAAUAUGAACAACAGAGGAACUUUACCUGGCCCUGCAAUGGGUCCUGGUCCUUCCAUGGGACCAGAAGGAGCUGCAAAUAUGGGAACACCAAUGAUGCCAGAUAAUGGAGCAGUGCAUAAUGAGAGAUUCCCUCAAGGAGGCCCAUCCCAGAUGGGUUCACCUCUGGUUAGUAGAACGGGCUCUGAAACUCCUCAGCCGCCAAUGAGUGGUGUAGGUGCCGUGAGUGGUGGACCUGGUGGCUUUGGUAGAGGAAACCCAGGGGGCAACUUUGAAGGACCUAACAAGCGUCGCAGAUACUAAACCUAAUUCAUUCCUUACUGUUUUAGAAAUUCCAGUAAAAUUAUACAGUGAUAUGCCUUUAUAAUUUUAGCUGUUACCUGGAAACGGUUCUAUUGUUAUUGUAGUCUUUAAACCAGUUUUCUUUUGUAAAACGUUUUUUGUAUUCAGUCAUAGGCUUUGUAGUAUAGAGCAGAAACUAUGCGGAUCAUUAUGUAAGGCAAUGUGUUUGUGACUCUAGCGAAAUGCAAUGUGUGACUAUGCUGUAAAACGUGCGGUUAUCUGAUUACAAUAAAACAAAAAUCACUGGAAAGGAUUUUGGGAAUGUUGUUACUAAUACUGAGAAAGAAUAAUUUUAUGCUUUAUUAUAAGUGACAUCAUUUUAAUUUUUAUGUAGUUUCUACUAUGUGUCAAGAAAGUUCCAUUCUUAAUAGUGUUUAGCUGAACUGCAUGGUGCGCAGUACAUACUAUGGAAAACUUAAAACACAACUGCUUUUGUUUUGACUUUCAAAGAGCAUAAAAUUUUAUACAAAGUGUUCUCAACGAUGAUGUGUCCUUGCAUCUCAAUCCACCAUUGCAAACUUAGUCACAGUAGGCUUAUCAACAGAGGUUAUCUGUCAGACAAAUUAUUAGAAAAUUUAACUUGGGGAGGGAAAAAACCAAAUUUGGAAAGGAAUCUCUGUGUAUGCUUUAUUCAUUAACAGUAUGAGUGAAUUUACCUAAACCAUAUUUAUAGAGGAGAAAAUUGGUUGUGACAUAUGUGUGUUCUGCUGAUGGUUAAAGUAUCUCCCAUUGCAAGGAAGGAGACAUUUCUGCACGGUGGUCAAAAGCUUUCCUCUGUGUUUGCACAUCAUUAUUAAUAAGUAUACAUUUUCCCUAGUGGUUGGUUUGAAUAAAAACAUGUCUGUUAUGAGUGAGUAACUGUUUAAUUAGGAAGCAAAUACAUGUUUUCCAGUGAAAAUAAGUGUUCACUUCUGGUCAAGUAAUACGUAUUUGGAAGGAUUGCACAUGACUAUUCUUCAGAAAGGUUUUACAGAACAAGGAAUUUGGAAAAUCCCAUUUACGGCAUAACUCAGGGUAGGUUUGCUGCUUAAGUUUUAAGAUAAAACUGGUAGUAAAGCUGUUAGGAAGCUUAUUAUGAUUUUGUUUUGUCAGUGUUGGAAGAUGAUGGAAAAGACCUAUUGGUUCUAUUCCUGUAAUGGCAAUUAAGUAGGGAUAUUGGUUGGUUACUGUUACUUUUUUUCCUGGGCAAAAUAGUUGUAAAAUAGUAGUGAUCUUUUUUAUCAGUUCACGUACGUUUUCAGAGGUAGACAUAAUUAAAUUUUAUCUGCAUGAAUUGUGAAUUAUCAGUAUUGGUUAAAAACUGAUUUGAAAUAACCUGGUGCCCUAAUAACAUCCAGAUGGUAUAUACGUACCUCAGCAUGAGAUGCAAGCAGCAGAGAGGGCUUGUGUGUUACUUGUUAAUGUGACAGUGAUUGGCUUGGUGGAUUGAAUUUUGAGCAAAUGGUUAACAAGAAAAUUGCAAUAUUGCUGACAUUUUGGAAAUACACUGUUACUUAAAUUGCCCAUGUAUAUGGCUUAAGAUACUGUUUUCAUACAAUUCAGGAGUUACUGUAGUGCAACUAAGUAUGUAGGUCCUCACUUGUGACAUCUGUACCUGCAAAGCAUUUUCCUUUAUAUUGUCUUUAAUGUUGCCAUUUUUUGCUUGACUUAACACAUGCCACACUUUGUAAUGCAAUACUGAGUUACCUUUAUUCUGGAAUACUCUUUCUCCUUGGUAUAUGUAUUACAUUAUAGUACUCAUUCUUAAAGUAAACCUCAACCAAACUGCAAAUGGUUUUCCUUUACACACUAAAAGGUCCUAAACAUCAAGAUUUGGGAAAAUUACUGUUUUUUCACUGCUAUGAACUAGGGCUUGUGUAUGGCAACUAGUUAAACUCUCUGCUCUAGUGUCCUUUAUGCAGUUGAAAAUGCAGUUUACAUUGGUAUCUAGUAAGGUGUCUAAAUAUGAGAUGACUUUUUUCUAAUAUUUCCUGGCCUUGUAUGUGACCUUUUUUAGAGGAUUAAGGAAGUAUUGGUGAAUUGGUAGUUCUCAACUGUAAAGCUGUACAGGGACCAUGUGUUAAGUACAAACUAAACUGCAUUCAAAAGGUUGGUUCAUUUUCUUCAAAGGAAAAGGCUGUGUUAUUCAGGCUUUUAGCUAGCUCCUGUAUAUUUGUUUAGCUAUGUAAACCCUCCUCCUUAUAAUAUCUGAGUAUGUUUCAGAAGAACAUUAAGUACACUGAAUCUUCAGAAGUUGUUAAUACUUUCUCUGCCAGCUUCAUGCUAUUUUAAGUGCAUGUUUGUUGCACUGUGGUUUUGAUAGCAAGUAGAGAUUUGCAUGUAUUUGAAAGUUAUUUUAGAUUUUAUUUAACAUCAGUGAUUGUCAUUCCACAGUUGUGACCUGCCCCUCCUGUAAACCUCUGACUUGGAUGGCUGUGCUGCAUGGUAGCAGUGGAUUUGUCAGCUGUCCUUACUGCAGAAAAUAAUUUAAUCUAUUUUUAAAUGUCUGUAAACCAAGUCCUAACAAAUAAAUACUGAAAUAUAUUUUUGGGCAGAUUGUAAGGAGUUAAUGAAGAAUGCCUUUUGUAGCUGAUGAUAUGCUGCUAUGUUAAGCUCUUAAAAGUUUUCUUUAGGCUGCUUGGCUUAACUCUAAAGGCAAUGCUUCUCGUUUUGCCAAAUGUGGUAGAAACUGAUCCUAGCUAUAAAAUAAACACAUAAUUUUAUUGAAAAAGGAAUGGUCACAAAUUGUUUCUUUAAAAUGUGUAGAUGUGGCCAGCCAGUGUUUUUGUGUGAAGGUUCUGCCCUUCUCCUAAAGUGAUUAAUUUUUCUUGAUCCUCGUCUGGUGGAGCAGUUUAUAAUUUUUUCUGUGUACACAGGUACUCAAGUUUUUAACUACAUUUGCAUUGUUUGACUGGAAAGUACAGUGAAGUCCUGACACUCUGCUAUAUGCUAUGCUAAAACAAGUAGGCUUGGAAUAUAUGUGAAUCUGCCAACUACAGUGCACUUACUUUUAUAAUGUACUUACUGAGCUUUUACAUUAUUCCUGAAGUUUCAUAUUCCUAAACUACCAAAUUUUCCAGUGAGAUACAAUUUUGGUACUUAAAGAUAACAAAGCUUUACUAUUCCACGUAAGUUAGACAGUGUUCUGACCAAUGUGCUCAUUAGAUAAUGCACAUUGAUAUCCUGGGAAACUUUCUGGUGAUCCUAAUAUACUUUACUGUAUUAAUUUCCUAAGAAAAUCACAAACUACUGUGAAUUACCUGGAAAGAAAAUUCCUGACAUGCAGUUCUUUUAUUUGUUGUCCAUGGGUUUUUUAUGCAGUUGUAAAUAAAGAUAUAAGUGGGAGGUUCUUACUAGAAUAAAAUUUAAAAUAGAUGGCAAGAAGACAGUAUGAACUAAAUAAUUAAAUUUUAAACAUAAGCCAGUAGGAUUUUGUAGUAUGCAUUUAUUGAGGAGCAUUCUGAUAUAAAGUAUGCCGCCAUAUUCACCAAAUUCAUUUCUCUCUUUUCCUCUCUUGAUUUCAGAUAUAGAAUAAUUUGUCAUUACAAAUCCUUUGUAAGGUACUACAAACACAGUGACAUUUAUGAACUAUGUCUUGCUAAACAGUUGCAAUCUCCCUUGAGGUAACUUGGCUCAAAAAUGCUGAAAUAACCAAUCUAAAGGCAGAUUCUCAAAUGAAAACCAAAACCCUGUAGGCCUUUUUGAAGGGAGAAAAUGUGAUUGGAGGUGAGAUGUUCAGCAAUUAUCUGUUGUGCUCUGGUGGCAUGAAGUUCAUUUUACUUUAGUUUGUUGCAGAAACAAAUUUUUUGGGACUUCCUAAUUUAUCUGUUUUUUAGAAGAAGUUGGAUCAUGAUUUUUCCCUUCCUAAGUCAAACUACAGCAUUAUUGAACCACUGAAUUGGCACAGAACGCAGGGUAGCAACUAGAGUCAGUUAAUGUUGGACCACAGGUGUGAAUGGGGUUCUAAAUCCCAUUCCUGAGACUUGAAAUGUUGCAUAUCCAUGGGUCAUUUUAGAGACUGCAUGCAGCAUCUUUUCUUAGCUUGUGCUUGUGGCCAGGAGUGGGGGACUUCAGAGAGCACAUACUUCCAAUGCAAUCUAAUUGUCUUCUCAGGAGCCCUCAAAUUAUUAAUAUGACACUGUGCUGUUAAUAAGAUGCCCAUCUUGGAGUUUGGUGCUUUCCAUGGGCUGUUAGCUCACGCUAGCAUGAGGGAAUAUUGGACCAAAUUUUCCUGACUCAUCAGUGGUAAGGAGGGAGUGAGUGUGACCUAUGAGAAAUGUAAAUCCAAUACUUGAGAUUAUUGGAUAUUCAGUGCUAGUUUGGUGGCAAAUGUUGAACAGUAGUAACCUGAAGGCAUUUGCUUUCUUAAAAAUUCACUUACUGAAAUGUAAGAACUUAGUAAUAGUAAGAGAAUUGACUAAAACCUUUGAACACCGAAUGUCAGAUAAAAUUUUUCCCAUUUGAUUUUUUUUAUGUUACCUUCUGUUAGUUUUCCAGAUAUACUGUAAAGUAGUUUUAGCCAUCUCACCAGUCUAGUGUGUUUUGUUGAUGGUUUCAUGUGCUUUCCCAUAAAGUAUUUUAAAAAUCAUAGCUGUAGGUAUUUCAGGUGUGUUUUCAUGGCAAUCCAUGAAAUACUGAAGCUAGUUAUAAAAUUGUCUGAAGUAUUACUUGUAGAAUAAAUAAACUGAACAUGAAAUUUUAAUGAAAACUAUUUUUUUAUGAUUUUAAAUGCAUGGAAACAAACCUUCAUUGUUCUAAUUUUCAGUGGGAUAGAUUUUAAUAGGUCUUUUCCAUCUUGAACUUCCUUAAGAUAUUCUGAAAGUUAAUAUAAUUGAAAUUUGGAGGGCAUCCUUACUAAUGACCUCAGCCUGACUCUUAAAAGCAGUGUAAGAAGUUUCUUCUGUUUGGAACAGCAGCCCUUUUCUCCUAAUUGAAGGAGCUAUUUGGAAAACCAUUCAGAGAUAAGCACAACAUACUUACAGGUAAAACUAUUUAAAAACCCCUCUGCUCUAAUGUAAAGAUUAUUGUACACACAAAUCACAUUGAAAGAAAAAAAACAACUUUGUAAAUGUGAGUAAAAACUGAAGUGAUUUGUAUGUGGUCCCUUGGGUGGAGAAUAAAAUGCUCAUAAUAAGAGGUAUGAGAUUCAAAAGGAACUGGAGUGUGUUACUGCAUAUACAUGUGGAUAAGGUUUUUCCAUUUGUUUGGGUAAAUGAUUUGUCUAGAGCUUCCAUUGUUCCUAGAGUUACUAGUGUGCUUUUAUGUCUCAGUUUCUGUAGAGUAAAGCAUAGCUGUAUAAUUUGUUUGAAUUUACAUGCUGACUGUAUGUGGGAUGUUAAGUGCUUGACUUGAAAGAAUUGCAGUGAGAAUAAAGAUGCUGUUCUUGACUUUAAGUAAAAACUGCAUAGAUCCUUGAACAGGAAUAAGUGUGGAGGGUCCUGUAUGUAAAUUGAACAAAAAAAUGGGAGAGAGGGAAUAAAGUAACAUAACAAAAGUGAGAAGAGUGUGGUUUAAUUUUAUAUCUGCAACAGAUUCACAGAAAUAACUUUAAGUCUUGUUCUACAUGAAAACCACAAUGCAACUAAUUUUUAAUAGAAGAGGUGGAAAUGCCAGUUACAUUCAUGUCUUGGAUUUUGGAACUGAAUUUAGUUUUGUGCAGAUGGCCAAAGAAUAGCAGAAAAACUGAAACGAAUUAAUGUUUUAAAAAUAUUUUGAAAUUCUUGGCUUGUAUGGUGGGAUCACUGCAGUUGGAUAUAUCUCUUUGUGUUGCUUUUAUGAAGUUGAUGUGCAGGACUUCAUUUUGUGGCUGAAUACAGCAACCGUAUACAGCGUACACACACCAUGUAAGUAUGUAACAGCUGAUUUUAAGGUUGUUAGCCUCUCAUCAAACUAGUGAGAAUCCAGUCUUAAACCUGAGUGCAUCAUAGUCAGAGAAGCACCAAACAGAAGACCAUGGUAAAGGAAAAUGAAAUAGUAAAUAUCUAUUAGUAGUAAUGGGAUGAGAUUAAGGUAUUUUCAAUUUUUGGCCUUAAUUCACUGUAAUCAAUUUUUUUGUGUGUGACAGGGAUAUUAAUUUUAUUAUCGGUUAAAGAUAAAGGAAAGAAAGAAAAAAAAAUCCCCAACAAAACACCUCUUCCAAAGAAUCCCCAAACCCUAAAUACCUCAGUGUACAGCCUAAUCCCAAGCAAAAUGUGUUUUCCCACUUGAAAUAAAUAUGUAUACUUAAGCAAGGUAGAAGAGAAAAUAAAUCUAAAAAUAUGUAAAAACCAAAAGGGUUUACUGUAAUUCUUUUUGCAUCUGUUAGCUCUUGAUAUUCUGGUCAUUUUAAAGUGUUGCUUUUUUUAAAAAAAAAAAAUAAUACCAUUACUGUUCAUUAUUUGUUAUAAAAGGAUUUAUUCUACUAAAUUUAUUUAUUGUUACUAAGUUUUCAAUAUUUUUAUAUAGUGUAAAAUUGCAUGAAAAAACACUGCAUAAAGCAGCUAUUGCAGUACUGUAGAAUGCAGUCUUUGAACUGCUAGCUGAAUUGGUCUUCCACGCUGCUUACAAAUGUUUUAAAUAUUUGUAUGCUAAUGGAAAUUUGAAAUAUUUGUGUGCAUAUUUAAAAUAAUACAGUACAUGCCUUGCUGCAGAUAUGAAUAGCCUUUUGCCCUCCUUGCUGCUUGGUCCUGCUCCCUCUGUGUCCCCAGGCAGGAGACACAGGUAAAGGCAGGUAAGGGAGACUGUGAGAAUUAUUGAUUCUGCUUAUUUCAGAAGGAAAGAAGAGCAAGAAGGGGCAGUAGAGCAAGACUCUUCUUACCUGUGCAUACAUAGGGUAAUUUGUGCUGCAGACAGAGAAUGUAGUUCAAUAAAUGUUCUCAUUAAGUGAGUUUGGAAGAAGUACAUAGCCUAGAACAAAUGGGUAAGAAGUGUGUUGAGGGCUUUAGAUACCUGAAUAACAUGGUUAUGGUUGACAUUCUUGGUGAUAGUUGGGCCAAGAGGGCGAAUAUUUCAAGCAGUGAAAAAAAAAAAAAAUUCCACUAAAAUGUUGAGCCAAAUUUUAUGUGAGCUUGACCUGUCUGUUCACUUUCUGCAGUUACCAAGAAGGUUACUUGCAAGCCAGUAAAAAAAAUGGGAAAUAGUAUUCUUCGUGAUUUCUCCAGGAGAGAUAAUGCACAAAGUUGCUUUAAAAAGAAGCAAGACUAUUCUCAUGUAUUUUUCUUGGAAGAAAAUAUAAAAACUGCCAUUACAAAGAUGGGAAAAACAGUCUUUUAAAAUGCUAACAUUCUUCAUUCUUUGACAUGAUAGCCUUGUGUUGAUAUAUCUUGUUCUGCUUUUAAGGGAGAGAGCAUGUGCAAGGUAAGCCGGAGCUGCAGUUUUAAUCAACUUCAAAUAAAAAGCUUUUCCCAGAAGACACACCUGUAAUAAUGAAACAGUAGUUAAGCUUCAGUUUUGUUUCAGUGUGGAACAUUGUGUUUCUAGAACUUAGCAUUAUACCAGUUCCAGUUCCACAUCUGACAUUUUCGGAACCAGAGCUGUGCCAAAUCAUACAAAUAAAGUUUUUGCCUUAGUGUGUGAGCAGUGCAAUUACUGCAAUUCAAAAACUGAAUGUUCAAGAAUUUUAAAAGAAAAUGUAUGGAAGAAUUGUCGUCUGUUGAAUUGCUGGUUUAAAGGUGAAAAUUGUCAACUUGGCAGCAGGGAUGGCUUUACUUAUGACAUUAUUUUAGGCUAUGUGUCAGUUUAUUAUUACCAUGUUAUACUGUGUGUCGUUUUUGUAACACCACUUAAUGCAUGUUUGACAUUUUUCUUGCAUCACACUUGUGUAGUUUCAUAUAUUAUUCACACUGAUUAAUACAACUUUCUGUAGGUGGGGGGUACCAGAGCAUUUGUUUAGUAUUACGUAACUUGUUUAGGAGGGUUUUUCAUUGAUAAGCUUGUUUUCUGUCUUGUGUUUACUCUGGAUGUUCUGAGCAAAAUACACUUUUUCUACUUUAUGUGGGGAAAAAGCAACAAGUAAUGAAAAAGUGGUUAUUAGGAAAGUAAAUGGAAGUUCUGGAUGCUUCUUAUUGUUUCUAAAAUGACAGCUGACUCAGGAGAAUAAAAUCACUUGGUAUACUUUC
Molecule: messenger RNA, 9791 nt
Organism: Melospiza melodia melodia
Lineage: Eukaryota; Metazoa; Chordata; Aves; Passeriformes; Passerellidae
Gene: PSPC1
Product: paraspeckle component 1
Exons: 9
Coding region: 94-1677 (527 amino acids)
Biological process (GO): regulation of DNA-templated transcription
Cellular component (GO): nucleus
Molecular function (GO): RNA binding
Source: RefSeq, a predicted model, not a curated record